Exophiala bonariae is the source of this 1308-nucleotide messenger RNA. RefSeq lists its product as uncharacterized. Gene Ontology annotation, biological process: fatty acid metabolic process. The record is from RefSeq and is a predicted model, not a curated record. Gene Ontology annotation, molecular function: medium-chain fatty acid-CoA ligase activity. The transcript has 4 exons. The coding region runs from base 1 to 1308 and encodes 435 amino acids. Lineage: Eukaryota; Fungi; Ascomycota; Eurotiomycetes; Chaetothyriales; Herpotrichiellaceae.
AUGUCUUUAGAGAUCGAUUCCGGUGGCUUGAUAGCCCCAGGUAGAACGCCUGCAGUCGUCCAUGGAAGUUCGAGCGUUCCACUCCUUGACCUGACUUUGAGUGAACUGCUCGACUUCCAAUGCAUUCGCUACGGCUCCAGAGAAUGCGUGGUAAUUCCCUGGACUGGUGCAAGAUGGACCUACGAUUUCUUGAAGCAAGAAAGCAUCCACAUCGCGAAGGCAUUACUAGAGAGGGGAAUUCGACCUGGUGAUAGGAUAGCAAUCAUGGCUGGGAACUGCGAACAAUAUGUGUCAGUCUUCUUCGCUUGCAUGCGAAUCGGUGCCAUAUUGGUAAUUCUUAACAACACUUACACGGCUUCGGAAGCAUCCUACGCUCUGGGUUUUACUGCACAACUUUCUAGAAAGCCAGGAUUUGUGAAGGAAGUCGUGAUUCUCAGAAAUUCGUCCGGACGUUUCACGGCUUAUAGAAAACUCGUCGACCUUGGAGCGACACUCUCGGACGAGAAGUUACUAUCGGUUGCGGCACAGUUCACAGCCAACGAUACUUGCAAUCUCCAGUUCACGAGUGGCACAACCGGUCACCCCAAAGCCGCAAUGUUGACGCAUCAUCGAUUUAUUGGCGACAGACUAGCAUUUACUGAGGUCGAUGUACUAUGUUGUCCACCGCCGCUUUUCCACUGUUUUGGCUUGGUGAUAGGUCUUUUGGCAUGUAUCACCCAUGGUGCGAAAGUCAUCUAUCCAACAGAGACUUUCGAUGCUGCUGCUUGUCUUCGUGCUAUCUCGGAAGAGAGGUGUACAGCUCUUCAUGGUGUACCCGCUAUGUUUGACUCCAUAUUUAGCCUGCCUUGGCCAGAAGACUUCGACUGUAGUAGAUUGCGGACGGGUAUGAUCGCUGGUGCCCCUAUCCCAAGACAUUUGAUGGAGCUGAUGGUCAAUGACCUCGGAAUGACCGAGUUCGUCAGCAGUUAUGGACUUACUGAAGCUUCGCCUACUUGUUUCAACACUUUCCACGACGAUUCGAUAGACACAAAAAUGAACACCGUCGGCCACGUAAUGCCUUUCGCACAUGCCAAAGUCGUGGAUCGGGAGGGCAGAACACUUUCUGUUGGUCAGCGCGGUGAGCUAUGCAUGGCCGGCUACCAACUACAGCGUGGAUACUGGAAGAAUCAAGAGAAGACUGACGAGGUCAUGGUACGGGAUGAGGCGGGGGUGCUAUGGCUGAAGACUGGAGACGAAGCCAUCAUCAAUAAAGACAUGACGUGUACCAUCACGGGAAGAUUCAAGGACAUCAUCAUUCGUGGUACGUGA